AACACCACCACCACCGGAGCGCCGCUCAGUGGCUCAGACGCUGUUACCCGUUGCAACUGUGCGUGCGUUGCCACCGCGAGUGUUGUGACAGUGAUGCGAACGUGUGUACGCGGCCUUACAUUGUGAGCCUACGUGUGGAGUAGCCGUGAUAAAAUGAACGGGGUGCAGCUCUGCCUGCUGGCGCUGGCAACACUAACGCUGCUGCUGUCGGUCGCGGCUCACAGACCUCAUCGGAGACGAUCUUUAGUGGCACAAGCUCAAAAUUUGCCAGUGUCCAAAGGCGGCUGGCGGCCCGUCGUCGGUUCUGGUGGACUCCUCUACGGUUCACUGAACACAGCGCCCCUACAUGCGCCGUACAAGAUACCUGUCUCGGGUCUAGAGAUGUACCAUUCCUCAGCGAGACCCCUAAUAGCUAGAGACGUGAACAAACUGACAUCGAUAGCUCAAUCGUACCGCCCCACAACACUACGAACUGUGCCAGUAACAUCCCACUUACCUCCGAACCAACCAAUAAAUUCAUACCUCAAUCCAUUCGCUUUGCCGAACAACCUAAACCAUUACAAAUUCCUCCAAAACUAUCCAAUAGAUAGUAUGCUUUUCCGGAACCCCCCACAAACGUAUUCGGCUCGUCCUGUGAAGACAAAACAGAAGCAACAAUACCACAACAUAUUGCAACAGUUUUCAAACGUUCAGCCGAUCCAAUACGGUCAGUACAAUAUACCUUUGGACAUGUAUGGGAAGAUAGAUUACCCAAGACAGGACACGAAGCGGCCGCAGUCCGCAGAAACCGAGAUCUUCAAACCAGAAGUUUACAAGUUACCAGACAGCGAAACAGCUUCUCAGUUCAACGCAAAGCCUGUGAAGACAGUCCAGCAACAAACUAUGACGUCGAAACUACCCAUCAAUCAAUAUGGACAUCCAUUCCAAGAUAAUGUGUACAACAUGCAACAAUUCCCGAGUUUUUUAGGUACUUUCGGAUCCUUUGGCCUACAAUCCGUAAAAGGAAGAGACCAUUUGCAUCCAAACACAAAAACGACAUAUUUACCCCCACAGCCGACUAAGCAGACAAUUUUCAACUCGUUUAGCUAUUCGCCGAAUUUCAAAACUACAUCAGCUUUGUUUUCUUCAACCACCCCCAAGAUACAAACUACGCAAAACCAUUUGAUCUUUGGUUCCACGUUCAAUGAUUUAGGUAAUGUGCCUACACCACAAACAAAAGUAGUCUCACCGUUAAAAAUUGAUCCCAAUGGAAGUAAAAACUACUUUAAAGCCAGUCCCCAAGACCCGUUCAUCAAGAAUUUCCACAACUUCGACUAUAAUAAGAUAACCACUUAUAAUCCCCCAAUCAUACAAAGUACAACACAAAGUGCGUUUAACGACUACUACCAAUCACAAAACUACGACGAUCCCGAAACUGUCAACAUUAACUAUGAUAAAACGAAGCAAAAGUUAUCUGACAACGUCGGUCUAACGCAACAAGUUUCCCAACAAUACGCCAAUGCUCCAGGAUUAUUUGAUUUACAAAACUCAUUCAAUGCUCUAUCACAUCGCCCAACAUACGCAGUCGUGGAAAAUGUAUCAGAAGAUAUAAACACGGAAACACCGGCAUGGACUGUAACUCCACAAUCUCAUGGUAACAAUCAGAAACUUGAAGAAACGGUUACAAAACCUGAGAAUACCAACAACAUUUUCGAAAAACCAACAACCACAAAUCCUGAUUCCGCAGAUGAGUACGCCAUUGUUACUGAAAGCGAUAAAGGUUAUGAAAAUGGCUUCAAUUACGAAAGUCACAUAGACACACAGAGCAGACGACCUCUGGGCGAUGACUUUGAACCAAUAGGAAAGACUAAAUUAAAGGAAUACUAUUACAAAGUGUCUACGCCAACAUAUGACCACAAAACUUACAGACGGACGAAAAAGCCCAAUGAAUCGCAGAAACAAGAUGUAACAACACAAAUUACAAAUAAUAUAAGUAUAAAAGAUAUUAACGACGCAGCGAUUGAAACAUUACCUACGCUGCCUCCCAAUCUACACUUUAAACGCCCUAGCACUUCUGAACCUUUAGUAGAUAAGGAUAAAAUUAGAAAAAGGAAUAAAAUCAGAAGACGUCGUCCUAUAAACCGAAACAAAGAAGAGACAACCACCCGCAGAGAUGCAUCUACAGAGGCUUCCACUACUAUUGCAGAGGAAAUUCCUACUAUACGACCACGGGUAAGGCCUAUCAAGACAAGAACUGAAUCGAGCCUGACUACUCCGACUGUAACUACAGACUUAACUACAAGUGCAUUACCAACCACGUCCGCAACAAAACCCACGGUCAUUAGGAAAAAGCUACUCGGUCACCGACGUCCUCUAACUACUCCUUCAGAGAAAAUCGAUACAACAACACAAGCUACAAAAGUACUUGAUCAAAGUAAAGAGUCUCCAAUAAUGAAAAUAUCUUCUCGUAUACAAUCAACUAAAUUACCAACGAAUAAUAAUGAACAGAAAACCAGCGAAAUUCCAGAUUAUAGUCAUAAACAGGACGAAAAGGAUACACCAACAAGUGACGUCUCCGUAAGCCUAAACGAUAACUUAAAUGAGUUUUCAUUCCACAGAGAUGUAAGACCUGUAGGAAUCAAAGAAUCUACCACAGAAUCUAUUAAACAAACUGAAUCAACAACUAUCGCACGCACAGAAUCGGAUUCGCGAACAACGGGAAAAAUACAAAGACCAAGGCUCAAAAAUAAAUUGGAUAGACCCAAAUUCAGCGUCAAAGAUUAUAGAAAUCGUCUGAACUCAACUACAAGUACUACGGAGAAAGUAGAAGAAAAUACACCAAAAGCAAGACAUGCACCAAGAAAGAAUCCUUACAGCGAGUUACUUUUUACCGACGUCGAAACAACAACUGAGAGAAAGAAGUUCACACCCAAAGAACCAAGAUACAAAUUAAACAAGACAGAAAUCAACGAACAGGAAAUUCAUUCGAGACAUAAUGGGCGAGUCAAACAGGCAGAGAGCGAAGUAACGACUCAAAAGAUUUCAUCUAGAAUCCGAAUUGGUCAGAGACGGCCGAAACCUACAGAAGACGCUACUGAAACGACAAGUCCUACAACAGUACACAGUAAAAGGCCUCAGAGAAAGAAGAUUCCAGAUUCAGAAAUUGGACAAUCAGUACAAGAUAUAACAGUUACAGAAACAGCAAACAAUGAUCACAAAAACGAUAUCACAUCAGAAAGAACGCGUUCUGAAAGUGCAAUAAUGAAAAUAGCAGACAAGAAACAUCAAGAUCACAUAGAACGCCUCUUCGAGCAUUCAAAGCGAGUAUCAGAUUUAACUUUAGCAGCUAGUAAAGACUACAACACCCCUGGAAUGUUUAAAACUCUUUCGUCAAACAGCAGAAGGAUACCAAGUUAUUUCACAAUAGCUACAGAUGACCCUAUACUUCCAAUAGAAGCUUUCUUCCCUCAGCUUAACCAAAAGAAGGAAUCAUAACGUUCCUAUAUAUUAAUAAGGGAGCGUCCAAACCUUACGUAAAGUUAGCUCCUGACUGUGAGCCAAGAUGACGUAGUUUUUGCUUUUGUAAUUUGCGUAGCGUAGUAUGGCCAAUAUAAUUAACGUUUGUCUUUACACACUAGGGUGGAAAGUGAUCUUGCUGGCAUUACGUCAGGUAUGGAUGCAUUUUAAAAGUUACAAAAACCAAAUCUCUUCGACUGCCAAAGCGUCAGAAAAAAUCUAGUUUUACGCAAUAUUAGUUCUAGCAUUUAAAAAUUUGUGGUUGUUUAAAACCCCACCUGCAUUUCUAUAUUUAACAAUUUUUUUUAAAUAUAAAUUUUAACAAUGACUUCUUGUUAUUCAUGUUGGUGCUCAUUUUAUAUUAGUAUUAAAUCCAAUAUAUCGUGAAUGAUAUAUUCGUAUAGUAUUAUAUUAGUGUACGUAAUAUGUGUGUGUGUUGACUUUUGUGUAAGAGUAGGUUAUGUAUGUGUGUGUUUUAAAUAUUUAUAAUGAUGUAGAUGUUAAAUGUGUAAAUAAAUUAAUUUCUUAAAGUAACAAAA
Molecule: messenger RNA, 4034 nt
Organism: Bicyclus anynana (squinting bush brown)
Lineage: Eukaryota; Metazoa; Arthropoda; Insecta; Lepidoptera; Nymphalidae
Product: mucin-3A
Exons: 4
Coding region: 154-3474 (1106 amino acids)
Source: RefSeq, a predicted model, not a curated record